Molecule: messenger RNA, 2172 nt
Organism: Thamnophis elegans (Western terrestrial garter snake)
Lineage: Eukaryota; Metazoa; Chordata; Lepidosauria; Squamata; Natricidae
Gene: IL21R
Product: interleukin 21 receptor
Exons: 8
Coding region: 1-1665 (554 amino acids)
Biological process (GO): cytokine-mediated signaling pathway; immunoglobulin mediated immune response
Cellular component (GO): external side of plasma membrane; membrane
Molecular function (GO): cytokine receptor activity; protein binding
Source: RefSeq, a predicted model, not a curated record
AUGGCUGUGGUGCUGCUUCUCCUUCAGCACACCUCCGCGUGCCAGGAGCUCACCUGUUUCGCGGACUACAUCCAGCGACUGGAAUGCACAUGGGGAGGUGGCCUCAGCCCAGCUCACAGGGCCCAGUACAACCUCACCGCACAGUGGAACUGUGGAGAUGGUGGGAGCUGCUCCUUCAACCUCACUGCCAGCAAUGCCACCCACGCACGCUAUGCCUGCUUCUCCGAGCAGAAGCUCUGCUUUGCCACCAACACUUUUCAGGUCAGCAUCGCCACAACUCCUGCGGAGGAACCUUUGCGGCUGCCCCGAGAUUGCAACAGGAAGUUCCUGUUCCAGAAUCACAUUAAGCCAUAUCCGCCAAUCCACCUGGCCGCAGCUGCCUCGUCUGCCGGCUACACCCUUUCUUGGGAGACCAAGUACCUGGACCCUGAGUACCACUUACUGAGCGACAACCUGCAGUAUGAGUUGUGGUACAAGGAAAAAGUCCAGCCCUGGCAGGGGCAGAGCCAGAAAUCCCCCCUGCAGAACCUACACAGUUUACAGCUUCUGCCCCAGGAGUUGGAGCAGGACACCGAGUAUGAGUUCCAGGUGCGCUCAAGGCCGGCCUCUCCUUACCAGGGAACGUGGAGUGACUGGAGCCCCCUUGCCUCCUUCAAGACCACACACAAGGCUUCGGAGCCUGGCGCAGUCCAAUGGCUGGAGGUGUUCUUACUGGUGCUCAGCUCCAUUGUUGCCCUCAUGGCCUUCCUGGGGUGCCACCAGAGGUUGUGGAAGAAGAUGGACUGUUUCACCCCCAGCCCAGCCCCCUUCUUCCAGCCCCUCAAUGGAGACUUCAAGAAAUGGGUGGGCACUCCUUGCUCUAGAACCACCCUCGAUGCCUUUGAAUGGGGCAUAGUUGUCUCAGAGUUGUUUGCCAUUGGACCCAAGCGCCUCCUCCUGAGCUGUGCCGAGGGAGACCGGAAUGAUGGCCGGAAUGGGCAGCCUCCAGUGUCCGCUCCGCUCCUACCAGAACACUUGCAGGCCUUUGCCAAGGGCUGCAAUGCCACCUGGGAGCAGGGCUAUGGCCACCUCUCCAUUGGCACCGUCAUGGUGGCGGAGGAUUUUGCAACCCAUUGCUCCCACUGCAGCAGCGCCCACCCGUGCUGGGCCCUGGAGGAGGAGCUGCAGGAGCAGAUGGAAACCAGCGAGAAGGAUGCCUAUCGCGGCCUGCAGUUCGACAGCAGCAGCAGCAGCCUUGGUCUGGGCUCCGGCUGUUUGCUACUGGGGAACGAGAUGCCCCUGCAGGACUCCUUUCCCUCUGGGCCGGCCUCCUGGACAAGCCACCCCCUCUUUGGCUCUCCCCCAGGGGCCCCGGGGGAAUUCUUUGGUCUUCUGCCUGCCCCCUUGCUCCUUGGCCCCUGCCUCUCUGUCCCAGCCCCCGAGGAAGGCCUCUCCUGCCAGGGGCCGCCCUCUCCCGACUGGGAGGGGGAAAGCGACCCCGUCAACAGCCUGGAUCUGGACACCAUGGACAGUGGCUUCGCAGACUGCGAGUGCAGGAGCCCUGGCGAUGGGGAGCUGGCAGAAAUGCCCUCAGGUUGCAGUUGCCACUCUGAGCCCAGCCCUGUUGUGGGGGAACCUGAAAAAGAGGAGUUUCUCCUGCCAAGAUAUGUCAAGCAGUGGAUUUAGUCCCAUGGCACUGGGCAGGGGUUGAGGGGAGGGGCUCAGUCCAAGAGGAUCCCACACACCUCUGCCAGCCCCUGCAGGAUUUUUCUGCCCUAGAGGCUGGUGAUGAUGCCUCCCCUCCUUUGCCCCAAGCUUUCCUUUUGGGAAGACGUGGCGCUCUCCAGGCAAUGUGGGAACGGAGGGCUUGGGGCAUCAAAGGCAAAUGGGAGGGUGAGUGGAGCUAAGCUCCAAGGAUCCCAGCCUGCACCCGGGGCUGAACUGGGUCAGUCCUGCCUUGGUUCCUCUUCCCGCCUUUAGGCCAAGCUGCAGUCAGGGUGGCCUUUUGCUUCUGCCAAAUCUUUAGUCGAUAGAGAUGUUUAAAGAGGAAGACUGACCUACAAGGAUUAGGGAUCCCUCCCCGUGUGAAUGUCUUGGAUUGAGGCUCGUGCUGUGGGCUCCAGAUUCCCUUCCUGCCCAGACUGAAACUCUCUCAGACUACUCAGAUGGACACCAACCGUCCACUGACUACAA